AUGGACGAGCAGAGAUACGCCCAGGAAGACGUGCAGGAUGCAGCUUCCGUCGGGUCUGCGCUGAGCGAUCUCGAAAACGAUGCCGAGGACGAAUUCGAGAAGCGCAUGAUCCAGAAUGCGCGCGACGAGCGGCGGCUGAACCAGGCGCUGGGGAGCAGACCGCAGGCUUUCCGGAAGGCACGCACGCACCCACGCGUCGGGCUGACUCUGGACAACCUGGAGAGGAACAACGCGGUAGCUGGGGCGGAUGGCCAUGUCAAAUUUGAGAGCCCGCCCAGCAGCACCGGGAGCGCGAGGAGCGACCCGGCGAUACACGCGCCAGCUACAUGGGGGAGGAAGAGCAGGAGCAACCGGAACUGGAUGCGUACCAUCACGUACGAGGAAGAGCAGCAGCAGACACCCGAGCGAGCCGACGACACAAUACACGACCACUACGAUGAAGCACAUGCAAACGUGCCGCGUCGCUCAGUCGAAGACAGCCCGCUCUCGCACAAGGGCACACCACGCAACGACCAGUCGCAAGAGUGGGACCUUACGUUCGAGCUCAACGAGGCCUCUAUGAUCGCAUCCACGCCUUACAUACCACGGAACACUGUGUUAGACGAUAUACGGCAGAGAGAGAUGCAGAGUGUCAAGGAGCAGGCAGCCACUGCCCGGCUGGAGAGAAUGCGCCAAGGGUCGCCCGAACAAUCGCGCCCGCGGACGUCUUCUAUACGGACGGUAGACACCGUAGAUAGCAGCGCGAGAAUAACAGAUCAGGUGACACAGCCAGCUCCUUCGCCCAAGCGGAGACUGCGCACGCGGACUCAUUCGUGGCAGUCCAUUGGGAAGGCGCAACCGGUCACGGGCAUCGGCAUGGAAGAUCCGCCGGUUGCCAUGUACAAGAGUGCUGAGAACAUAGCUACAGUAGAUCGCGAAGUAGUCGCCACGGCCCAGCCUGUCCCUCCAAGACGCAUACCGAAUCGAAGAGAAGACUCACAGGAUCUAUUGCGGCGGCUCGCGAGAGUAUCCAACACACCAAGCCCGAGACAGGCAGCACCAUCCAGACCGGAAUCUGCGCCCCCGGCACCGCUCGACAGCGCACCGCAGACUGUGCUGACCGAGACUACGCAAUCUGAAAGCAAACCCGCCUCUGUGGAGGAGACGCCUGUCUCUGCCGAGGUUCCUGAUGCGGCAGCAGCGACCUCGAUCGUGCGGCAAGAGCACACUGAAUCCAGGGAAGCUGCGGCAAGCACCGAGCAUGUGGAAGCUACACCAAUGCCGAAAGAGCGACCUGCCCUGAACCCAAAGACGCCAGUGGUGACUGGUGCUUGGGUCGAUACACCAGGCCCGCGUACAGUACAAAGACCUGCCGUGGCGUCCAGAUCGCGUUCACUUUCACCCAAGAAAGGCAGUCCGCGCAAGCAAAGACCGUCUGAGAAGGCCGAAGAGCCAUCCGAAGCCAUGUCCGUAGAGCCUGUUCGCCCUCAACUUCCAAAGUCUGCAUUGCAGGCUCUCGUAGACGAAGCCAAAUCUCAAGGCAGACGGCCAUCAGCCGACUUCGGCGAUUCGACCAUCAACUCACUCGAGGAUCUCAUCGCUCCGUCAGGUGAAAGCCAAAUAGACGAAGACACUCUUCAAGGCCUUCAGCUACCGACCGAGACUCCUCGUAACGAGGCAGAGCGCCAGCGACAGCAAGAACUGUUACAUCUCCACCUCAUGAACGACCGGCUUCGCGCAGCGCGGACCAGCAUUCGCGACGCAAGCCGCGGCAUGAAGCGCGUCGAAGACCAAGUCGAGCACGUAGAAGAGGGCGAGAAUGGCGAAAAAGUCAAAGUGAACUUUUCCAUGUUGAGAUGGUGGAAAAGUCUGUUCUGGCAGCAACAAUUGAAGACCCUGCGCCAGACAUCGAACAGUUGGGGGAGAGCGUGGGGCGGGCUCACAGGCUUGAGUAUCUUCUUGAUAAUCCUUUUCACUUGGUGGAUAAGUGAAGAGAUUGCUUGCGAGAUGUACUGCCAGCCGAUGUAUGCUUACUCGUCGCCCCACCCGUUCAGCGUCAACAUGAAGGCUCCCAAGUUCCCCUUUGUCAUACCCACAGUCAUCUACCGGACCUUCGUUCAAGGCUGGUGGGUACCAAUAUCGUCCUUCUUUUCUUGGAUUGCCGCCACCAUGUGGAGUGUGUUCUUUGGUUUCGAAGAGGCGCAGGCCGUUAAUUACAGUGCCAGCCAGACUAUCAAAGCUGGGAGCACCAUGAGGGAAAGCCACUGGAUUAGCGACGAGGCGGCCAAACUUAUGGAGGAGAAGGGCUGGGAUCACAGCAUGUUUGAAGACGAGAUUCUGCCUGGGGGCAGGUGA
Molecule: messenger RNA, 2334 nt
Organism: Alternaria conjuncta
Lineage: Eukaryota; Fungi; Ascomycota; Dothideomycetes; Pleosporales; Pleosporaceae
Exons: 3
Coding region: 1-2334 (777 amino acids)
Source: RefSeq, a predicted model, not a curated record